Molecule: messenger RNA, 4258 nt
Organism: Nothobranchius furzeri (turquoise killifish)
Lineage: Eukaryota; Metazoa; Chordata; Actinopteri; Cyprinodontiformes; Nothobranchiidae
Source: RefSeq, a predicted model, not a curated record
AUAGAAAGGUGCGUUUCACCGGUUUAUAUCGUAUAAAAGACUAAAUUAACCUCCGUGUUGUCUAUGUUUCUGUUACUGUGUGUGUGUGUUCUAGAAGAUUAAACCGAUGUGUUUUUUUUAACAUAUAUUAUUAUUAUUUUCAAAGGGAAUUGUGGGUUGCAUUUAUAUCUUCUAUCGUAAAAAGUGGACCUAUCUGUUUGGAUUGAGGUCAGGCUGUUGUAUUAAUUUAUAACACGCUCCAGAAGCCAGUGGGCCAGGUAUGUGCUACUGCUACGUGCGCUUAUUAAAAGGUUGACACCCCACGUUGGUAUCUGUUCUUAGUUCAGACUGAGAACAAAUAAGCAAACCACCCAUUUUGUGUUUGGCACAUGAAGCAACAAUAUUACACUAAGUGGUGUAGGCGUUUCUGAGUUUGAGGCUCCCACUGCUGUCGGGUCCAUUGUGUGGAUGGAUCCAGGUCCAGAGGGAGGAGGAGAGCACGAGCCGAGCAGAUAAGAGCAGAGCUGGCUGCUGCCACUAACCCACAUUCUCCACAGACGGGACGGCUUCUUGUUUUUGUUUCAGUCCAUAAAACACCGACACCACACGCCAGGAGGGACCGAGGGGACAUGAGAAUCGUGAAGAGGGCCCGUAUUUGCGUUUUGUUGCGCCUACACCAAACCCGUUGAGUCGGUCCGAGCAGCGUCCGGCAUGGGGAAGGAGGUAAACGGUGUUUCACGGAGCCGGUUCGAGAUGUUCACAAAUAGUGACGAGGCGGUCAUCAAUAAGAAGCUGCCUAAGGAGCUGUUGCUACGAAUCUUCUCCUUUCUGGAUGUGGUGACACUCUGUCGCUGUGCCCAGGUCUCUCGGUCCUGGAACGUCUUGGCCCUCGAUGGCAGCAACUGGCAAAGAAUCGAUCUCUUUGAUUUUCAGAGGGACAUUGAGGGGCGGGUUGUGGAGAACAUUUCAAAGCGAUGUGGAGGGUUCCUCCGGAAGCUGAGCUUGAGAGGCUGUCUGGGAGUUGGUGACAGCGCCUUAAGGACUUUUGCACAAAACUGCAGGAACAUUGAGCUGCUCAGUCUGAAUGGCUGCACCAAGAUCAGUGACAGCACAUGUAGUAGUCUCAGUAAGUUCUGUCCUAAACUGAAGCACCUGGACCUCGCCUCCUGUACCUCCAUCACCAACCUGUCACUUAAGGCUCUAAGUGAGGGCUGUCCCUUGUUGGAGCAGCUGAACAUCUCUUGGUGUGAUCAGAUCACCAAGGAUGGCAUCCAGGCCCUGGUGCGCUGCUGCCCUGGACUCAAAUGCCUUUUCCUUAAGGGCUGCACACAGCUUGAAGACGAAGCUCUGAAGUACAUCGGAGCUCACUGUCCAGAGCUGGUGACCCUCAACCUCCAGACCUGCUCGCAGAUCACAGAUGAAGGCCUCAUCACUAUUUGCCGGGGUUGCCACCGCCUGCAGUCUCUGUGUGUGUCGGGUUGUGCCAACAUCACAGACGCCAUCCUGCACGCCCUGGGACAGAACUGUCCUCGCCUCAGAAUAUUAGAAGUGGCUCGCUGCUCUCAGCUUACAGACGUGGGCUUCGCUGCAUUAGCGAGGAGUUGUCACGAGCUAGAGAAGAUGGAUUUAGAAGAAUGUGUGCAGAUCACAGAUGGAACUCUUAUCCAGCUGUCUACCCACUGCCCUCGUUUGCAAGUCCUUAGCCUUUCUCACUGUGAGCUGAUCACAGACGACGGCAUCAGGCACCUCGGCAGCGGCCCCUGUGCUCACGAUCGUCUGGAGGUGAUCGAGCUGGACAACUGCCCCCUGAUCACAGACGCCUCGCUGGAGCACCUGAAAAGCUGCCACAGCCUGGAUCGCAUCGAGCUCUAUGACUGCCAGCAGAUCACGCGCGCCGGCAUCAAGAGGCUAAGGACUCACCUGCCCAACAUCAAAGUGCAUGCAUACUUUGCCCCCGUCACUCCGCCUCCCUCGGUUGGGGGCAGCCGCCAGAGGUUUUGCCGCUGCUGUGUCCUGCUAUGAUGUAAAGACCCUUCAAGCCAGCGUACUCAUCAGCCUUGCUCCCUGCAGCUGGUCUCUCAACCCCGCCCACACACACGCCCCGCAUCCGGUCUACAUCCUGUUCCCUGCCUUUGUUCCUUUGGAGCUGCAGAUCAGAAGAGAAACACACAAGUUUUCCUAGAGGGCAGCUCUGAGCCGUGGCCGACGGCCGGAACGCAUUCCUGACCCGUCUCCAGCAGAAACACCAGUAUUACAAAUGAGGUACUGCAAGAACCCGAGGAGGGGGAACGCUGUUCAUCAAAUGGAAGUAUGAAUCGGGCUUAGCUCGUCUAAGAGCAUCCUGUUUGUUUGUUUGUUUGUUUGUUUUUUGGUGUUGAAGAUCACUGAACAGCUACCUCUGGACAGGAAGUUCACCUGAUUCAAACCAGUGUUGGCUUGACUUUGCAGGCUGACCGUUUCUUUUCAGAAGACCCCCGACAAACACAAAGCAGCAGGAAGCUUUAUGUGUUUGUUUGUUUUUUUCAUUUAAAAGUACUUGCAGCUAUUUGCACUCACAGGAAAACAACCAGACACUUUACCAAAACAACCAUCUCGUAACAGAAGACUACCGCCGCACGUCUGGGCUUGCAGACAGUUUGUUCUCACCUCUCUGUUACAGUCAGAAGCUUCAAGAUGCCGAAGAGAGAGGAGGGAAAAAAGUUUCAUAUUUUUCUAAAAGCAGAUGCUGAUCAGGACUCAGAAGGGGGGGUGCUCAAGAAGAUGCCAAAUGUUGCACGUGACUCCUAGUUUUUUAAAGCGAUCCGUUGUAAAUAGAACUGUGGAAGCCGAAGCCAGCUGCAGAGCAUCGUCGUCGUUACAGAGAGAGAGGCUGAUGGAGUUCUGGAGCUAGAGCUGUCGGCCUGCAGAUGAACUCAUAAAUGGCUCACAUCAACAGAAAAUCUACAUUUUUAUUAAAAUAAAAAUCAUGGGGAAAAAUCAAAUCCUGAAUCGCUACAGGACUUCCCGCUGUCGGAACGGGACGAUGGAGACAAAAGUCCGACUGAGAAACAAUCAGGUCCAUGUGGUUCUUGUUUCGGAUGAAGGAGCCGUCACGUGUUUGACGUCGGGGGUGCCGUCCACAGCACUCCCAUGAGGCCUUGCAGGAGAAGCAGCGAUGCUGCCACCUCUCCUUGUGUGCAGGACCGUAGACGCUGCAGCAGGCUCAAACCGGAUCCGGAAUGAGGUUUGACUGAAAAGCAAACAUACGACUCGAAUUCCUACCACAGGACUCUACAGACUUCAGCUCCGAGUCCUCUGAACUCUGUACUCAAAUCUUUUUUUUUUUUCCUUUUCUCGUCCUGCACUCGCACCGGCUUUCUAAACGUGUCAUUUCCUGUUUUUCUUUCUCUUUUUGUCCUCCUGACCUGUUUCUCUGUUUUGCUGUGGUUUGGGUUCUCCAGGUUGCGUUUGAGUCCUCGUUCCAGUCCUAGAUUUUGAUUCAGUUAAGAUUGUUUUCUUCAUUAAGAGUUUAUUGUUACAAAAUGUUCCCAAGUGUAUUCCCUGUAUUCCUCCCAGGGGAAGGGUUGGCAUCUGUGCGGUUGAAGUUAAUGUUUCAGGUCCUUGGUUUUUAUUUCUUGCAUUUCCAAAUAUUCCUCCUGGUUCUGUCUGCCCAGAUGCUUCAAAUGAGACGUGUAGAUUAUCCACAAACAUCCCCGUUUGGGUUUAAAGUUUGCAGCCACAUGAUGAUUUUAUUCAGUGGGAAUUUUGACAGCUACAAGACCGGUUUGAUCCACUCUGAUCCGUUUUGUUGGAGGGGAGCUUUACGGGGAUCAGGGAGGAGCGGAGCAUUGAAAAAGGCGGAUAAAUGAAAUUUCCUCCCAUUGCUGCAUUCCCAAGGUUAAAGAGCAGGGAAAGUCGCGUAUAAGAUGUGGUUUAAAACACACCUGUCCUCACCAGCAGCUUCACCUGCUGAAGGGUUCAUAACACUACAGGCUCCGACCGUUCAAAACACCAACUUAUGUUUCUGAACUGCUGCGUUUCUCUUGUCUCUCUGGUUUACAUAGCAAUCUAUUUGUUAUGGAUCCACUUUUGGUCCCAAACACUGGAAUAAGGUUGAUCCAUGAGGACCGAAGUGUCGGUGUUGGUGGUCGGUCCCCACCUGAGAAAAUGAAACCGUUUUCAAAGUGACUUUAAUUCAUUUAAUUACUGUAAAUCUUUUCCUUCUCUCUCUUUUUACAAUUAACCAAUAUAAAUAUGUAUGAAUAAAUAUAUGCCUAUAUUAUUAAAAAAUGUCUAAUUU